GUUGAUACGAUCAGGGGGACCGGAGGAAAUGAAAGAGCUUGAGAGCGUUUUUCUGUCAACCUCUGUGCCUCUUCUUCCUGCUGCUGCUGUUGAUCUCAAGGAGACUUGAACAGGGCUAUCUGUUUCCCUACACUCUGCUCAGCUCCAGCAGGGCAGACCAUUCAACAUGAAGGGCACAGGGCAGAAUAGAGGAUGUCUGCAGAUGCAUUCGGAGCCGGAGGCAGCGAUGCCCAGCAAACCCUGCAGUCCUUCUGGCCUCGUGUCAUGGAGGAGAUCAGGAACUUGACUGUGAAGGAUUUCCGUGUGCAGGAGUUACCUCUGGCCCGGAUCAAAAAAAUCAUGAAGCUGGAUGAGGAUGUCAAGAUGAUCAGUGCAGAGGCUCCGGUCCUGUUUGCCAAAGCAGCUCAGAUCUUCAUCACAGAGCUCACCCUCAGAGCGUGGAUCCACACCGAGGACAACAAGAGACGCACGCUACAGAGGAACGACAUUGCCAUGGCAAUAACAAAGUUUGACCAGUUUGACUUCCUGAUUGACAUUGUGCCCCGGGACGACCUGAAGCCGCCUAAACGACAGGAGGAGAUGCGGCAGUCAGUAGCUCCAGCAGAGCCGGUGCAGUACUACUUCACUUUGGCCCAGCAGCCUGGAGCCGUGCAGGUGCAGAGCACACAACAGGGCCAGCAGCAGGGCGCACAAACAGCCACGACCAUCCAGCCCGGACAAAUCAUCAUCGCUCAGCCACAGCAAGGACAGAUGCUGCAAGGUGCCACCAUGCAGCAGUUACAGCAAUUGCAGAUGCUUCAAGGUGCGACCAUGCAGCAGUUACAGCAUGUGCAGGUGCAGUCACAGGGCACACCCAUCACGAGUGCGCCCGUGACAAUGCAGGUGGGUGAGGGCCAACAGGUACAAAUUGUCCAAGCUGCACCUGCCCAGGGUCAAGGUCAGACAGCUCAAGCCCAAGGCCAGACCAUGCAGGUCAUGCAGCAGAUCAUCACCAACACAGGAGAGAUCCAGCAGAUCCCGGUGCAACUGAACACGGGCCAGCUACAAUACAUCCGUCUUGCCCAGCCUGUGUCUGGAGCUCAGGUGGUCCAAGGACAGAUCCAGACUCUCGCCAACGCCCAGCAGAUCACACAGGCAGACGUACAGCAAGGACAGCAGCAAUUCAACCAGUUUACUGAUGGACAGCAGUUGUAUCAGAUUCAGCAGGUGACGAUGCCAGCAGGACAGGAGCUGACCCAACCGAUGUUCAUCCAGUCCACCAACCAGACAGUUGACGCGCAGGUCACGCAGGUCAGCACCGAAUGAGCCCAACAAGGAACCUUUUCUCCACACACACACACACACACACACACACACACACAUACAACACACAUACAACACUCAUACCAGCCCAUUGGAAGCCGACAGGUGCCACCAACCUUGACAAAGGACGCCCGAUAAACUUCAGUUAUAAGCACUGCUGAUCUAGAAGAGGGACCUGAAAUCUUGUAACACUCUUUGUAAUAAAUUUAGUACACUGGAUUAAAAAACAACAACAAAGGGACACGGAUUGACUCGCUCAAAAUAACAUGUUAAGUUGCAUCCAUGCUUAGACUUUUUGUACUUCUGUCACCGACCAUUUGUAGAGAAAAUAUGCAUCCACUGCCACAGACUAACUAAACUAUACUUCCAUGUCAAAGCUUCAAAGAUUUUUCAAACAUGAAAAAGUGUUUCCUUUAUUCCUGGCGCCUUCCUUUCUGGUGUUUAUUUGGAAAUGAAUUGGGAAAGUGUCCGUUUCUCUCUACAUAUCAUGCUCCUGGUAUAUCUGUGGUUGAAGGCCGCCGUGGGAUUCUUCACCUCCUGAAUCAUACCCUCUUUAUUGUUUUCCAUAUAGUUGGUGGAUGAAAUGAAGCCGUAUACCUCAGAUAUCACUUUUUAGAGAAAGUCAAUCUAAGGGAUCUUGAGAAGAGGUUAUGAAGUUUCGGUGAUUUCAUGUAGUUUUCUCUCGUGUUGUUUUCCACAUUGAAGAUGAAGCAUGACUUUAUGUUUUCAGGGGCUUCAAACUGUAUAGGUUAACUGUGUAUGUGAGGGUCGUCUUUACCCUUCCAAGUUGUUCCUUCCAUGUACUCUUUCUUUCUUCAGAGCAGGGAAGCUCUUCUCUGCCUCUAUGCAGCUUCACUCAACCCUCUUUACCCGGGUGUUUUUUUGAGUCUUGCACCCUGGUUUAAGUCUCAUGUAUAAAAACCAUCUGGAGCAAAAACACGACCUUUUUGUAGAAUUCCCUUUUUUGUUAAUACAAUUGUUUUUCUUUUGAUUUUAAAAUGAUGUUUGGCCUCAUUUCCUCCCACUCGUUUUUUGUACAGUAUUGAUUGUCAAUGUUCAUAUUAUUGUUGUUUUUUUGCAUGUAGUUCAAACUGUCAGCAUGACAUGCAAUAGAUAGGUACAAUUUUAUUUUUGAUGUUCCUUUUUGUAAACAAACUUUGUUUGUGAGAAAAAAAUAAAAACCAUAACUUGUCUAAGA
Anoplopoma fimbria (sablefish) is the source of this 2500-nucleotide messenger RNA. It is a transcript of the gene nfyc, whose product is annotated as nuclear transcription factor Y, gamma. The transcript is spliced from 12 exons. Gene Ontology annotation, cellular component: CCAAT-binding factor complex; nucleus. Lineage: Eukaryota; Metazoa; Chordata; Actinopteri; Perciformes; Anoplopomatidae. Bases 193 to 1305 code for a protein of 370 amino acids. The record is from RefSeq and is a predicted model, not a curated record. Gene Ontology annotation, biological process: regulation of DNA-templated transcription. Gene Ontology annotation, molecular function: DNA-binding transcription activator activity, RNA polymerase II-specific; protein heterodimerization activity; DNA binding.